AUGGCUGAAAACAUUGCAAAGGCCAACCAGUACCAAUAUGCAGCCAAUUCCAGCCUCGUGCUGCAAGCCGAUCGCAGUGGGUUGCCACGUCGGGAUCAAGAGCCAACCGGCGAGCCCGAAACCUUGUGGGGCAAGAUCGAUCCCAAAGGCUUUGGCUCCAGGGCUGAAAGGGAGGCGCCCAAAGACAUUGAAGAAAAGAAAAAGAAGGCAGCCGAACGAUCUGAGGAAUUAACCGAAAAGCGACGACGGAAAAAAGAAGAAAGCGCCAUCAGCAAAGCGUACGGCUACUCAUCCGUUUUGUCGGCUACCGAUGAUUGGGAAGGUCUCAAUUAUCGUCCUCGCACCAAAGAAACGCGUGAAGCAUACGAACACAUUCUGUCUUUUGUCUACAAUCACCUGGGUGACCAGGCACGAGACAUUAUCCGAAGUGCCGCUGAUGAUGUUCUCGAAACGCUCAAGACCGACACGCUGAAAGAUUUUGACAAGAAACGAGAGAUCGAGUCUGUCAUUGGCAGCGUGGAAUCCGACAAAUUUGCACAACUGGUUAAUCUGUCAAAAAAGAUUACGGAUUACAACAGCGAGGGCGAUGACAUGGACGUCGACGAGAAUGGCGAACGUAUUGGCGCCAUUGACGAUGAAGUUGGUGUCGCUGUCGUGUUUGAUGAGGAUGAGGACGAAGAAGAAGAGGAUGACCAGUUUGAGGUGAAAGAGGACGAGGACGAAGAAGAAGCACAAGCCGCAGCAGCACACGCACAACAAGAACAAGCCGCAACAGAAGCAGCAUCGUUCGGCACCGGUGCAAAGCGAUAUAAGCGAGGCACAGCAGGAGAAAAGUCGGAUGGUGUAAAGCCUCACGACAUUGAUGCGUUCUGGCUGCAACGACAAAUUGCCACUCAAUACCCUGAUCCUCACACAGCACAGGAGAAGACCGUCCAGGCGUUUGACAUUUUGGGAUCAGAAUCGGUGAACAUGCGCGACUGCGAAAACGAGCUCAUGGGUUUGUUUGACUAUGACAAGUUUGAUCUGGUGCGUAUCCUUGUCAAGAACCGCGAGCUCAUUUACUGGUGUACACGACUUGCCAGAGUCACCGGCGACGAAAAGACAGCACUGGAGGCCGAGAUGCAGCAAAAGAACCUUGAUUGGAUUCUGCGUGAUCUAAGCGGUGAUCGUGAACGACGAGGCGAAGCAUUGGAGCGAAAGGGUGUCGUCGAGAGUGCAAUGGAGAUUGACGAGAACGAACCACAACAAGGUCGCAGCCGCGGCCAGGUGCCCACCACCACCACACUGGCGCCAGGUACCACUGUUGCACCACGGCAAAUGCUGGAUCUCGAUGAUAUUGCUUUUGAGCAGGGCUCUCACUUGAUGUCUAACAAGAAGGUGAAGCUCCCCGAUGGUUCGUUCAAGCGUUCUAAGAAGGGCUACGAAGAGAUCCAUGUGCCAGCACCAAAACCACAAGCAUUUGCUUCAAACGAAAAGCUCAAGCCCAUCAACCAAUUGCCGAAAUGGGCACAAACUGCAUUUCCAGGCGCAACAAGCCUCAACCGUGUCCAGAGCAGAGUAUAUCCAUCUGCAUUUGAGAGCGAUGAAAACCUCCUUUUGUGUGCUCCCACCGGUGCAGGCAAGACCAACGUAGCCAUGUUGACGAUUCUGCGCGCCAUGGACAACUUCCGCGACCCCGAAACUGGACAUAUUGACGUCGACUCAUUCAAGAUUGUGUACAUUGCGCCCAUGAAAGCUUUGGUGCAAGAAAUGGUGGGCAAUUUCUCAAGCCGCUUGGAGCCCUAUGGCAUCAACGUGGCAGAAUUGACGGGUGAUCGACAACUCACCAAGCAACAAAUUGCCGAGACCCAAAUCAUUGUGACGACGCCAGAAAAGUGGGAUAUCAUUACGCGCAAGGCUACCGACCGCAGCUACACCAGCCUUGUCCGCUUGAUCAUCAUUGAUGAAAUUCACUUGCUCCACGACGAAAGAGGUCCUGUGCUGGAAAGCAUCGUGUCGCGUACCAUCCGAAACAUGGAACAGACUCAAGAGCUCGUUCGCCUGGUGGGUUUGUCAGCUACACUGCCGAAUUAUGUGGAUGUUGCUGCAUUCUUGCGUGUUGAUCCAAAGAAGGGUCUGCACUACUUUGAUAGCACUUUCCGUCCAUGCCCGCUUCGCCAGCAAUUUAUUGGCGUCACGGAAAAGAAGGCCAUCAAGCGCUUCCAGGUCAUGAACGAGGUUUGCUACCAAAAGGUAGUUGAGCAGAUUGAGAAUCGGGAAGAGAACCAGGUCUUGGUGUUUGUGCACUCGCGCAAGGAAACGGCAAAGACAGCAAAGUCGUUGCGCGACAUGGCAUUGGAGAACGAUACGAUCACCCGGUUCCUCAAGGACGAUUCGGCAAGCAGAGAAAUUUUGCAAUCAGAAGCAGCCGAAGUCAAGGAUGCCAAUCUUCAAGAGCUUCUUCCCUACGGUUUCGCCAUCCAUCAUGCUGGUAUGACGCGUGCCGACCGUACGCUCGUGGAAGAAUUGUUUGCUGAUGGCCACAUCAAGGUGCUUUGCUCGACAGCAACGCUGGCUUGGGGCGUCAACUUGCCAGCACACGCCGUCAUCAUCAAGGGUACGCAAAUCUAUUCGCCAGAAAAGGGCCGCUGGGUGGAGUUGUCGCCACAAGACGUGCUACAGAUGUUGGGUCGUGCUGGUCGUCCACAGUUCGAUACAUAUGGUGAGGGUAUCAUCAUCACAGCGCACACAGAACUGCAGUAUUAUCUGUCAUUGCUGAACACCCAAUUGCCGAUUGAAUCACAGUUUAUUGGCAAGUUGGCCGACAACCUCAACGCAGAAAUUGUGCUGGGAACCAUCCGCAACCGAGACGAGGCAGUGCAAUGGCUUGGCUACACGUACUUGUACGUGCGCAUGCUGCGAAAUCCGUCGCUCUACAGCGUAUCACACGAUGACAUUGACAACGAUCCGUACUUGGAGCAGAAGCGUGUUGACUUGGUGCAUUCGGCAGCAUCUAUCCUUGACAAAUGCAACCUGAUUAAAUACGACAAGAAGUCUGGCCGUUUCCAGGUGACCGAACUCGGCCGUAUUGCAUCGCACUACUAUGUCACACACCAUUCCAUGUCGACAUACAACCAGCAUUUGCGACCCAUGAUGAGCCACAUUGAGCUGUUCCGUGUAUUUGCUCUGUCGGAUGAAUUUAAAUAUAUUCCUGUGCGCGAAGAGGAAAAGAUGGAAUUGGCGAAGCUGUUGGAGCGUGUGCCUAUCCCGGUCAAGGAAAGCUUGGAGGAGCCCACAGCCAAAAUCAACGUGCUGUUGCAAGCAUACAUCUCACAACUCAAGUUGGAUGGCUUUGCACUGGUGUCUGAUAUGGUCUAUGUCACUCAAAGUGCUGGACGUAUUCUGCGGUCGAUCUUUGAAAUCUGUCUCAAGCGUGGUUGGGCUCAAUUGACAAGAAAGGCACUCGAUCUGUGUAAGAUGGUGGAAAAGCGUGCGUGGUUGUCAAUGUCGCCGUUGCGUCAGUUCAAGCAGAUUCCGGCUGAUUUGAUCCGCCGUCUGGAGCGCAAGGAGUUCCCAUGGGAAAGAUACUUUGAUCUGGAUCCACAAGAAUUGGGCGAGUUGGUAUCAAACCCCAAGGCUGGCAAGACGCUGCACAAGUUCAUCCAUCAGUUCCCCAAGUUGGAUUUGCAGGCGCGUGUGCAGCCAGUGACGCGCUCGUUACUGAAGGUGGAAUUGACUAUCACUCCCGAUUUCCAGUGGGACGAAAAGGUGCACGGCAUGGCUGAGGCGUUUUGGAUCUUGGUCGAGGAUGUUGACGGCGAACAUAUCUUGUAUCACGACUACUUUGUGCUCAAGCAACGCUAUGCGGAAGAGGAGCAUCUGGUGACGUUCACGGUGCCGUUGUUCGAGCCAUUGCCACCCAACUACUUUGUAACUGUUGUGUCCGAUCGAUGGCUGCAUUCGAUCAACAAACUGCCGGUGUCGUUCAAGCAUCUGAUUCUUCCAGAGAAGUACCCUCCUCACACCGAGUUGCACGAUUUACAGCCUUUGCCAGUAUCAGCGCUGCGUAACAUUGAAUACGAGUCGGUGUACAACGGAUGGAUUUCACAGUUCAAUCCCAUCCAGACGCAAGUUUUCAACACACUGUACACUACGGACGACAAUGUGUUCAUUGGCGCACCUACAGGCAGUGGCAAGACAGUAUGUGCCGAGUUUGCACUGAUGCGUCUGUGGAGCAAGGAAGAAGAAGGAUCGCGAUGUGUAUAUGUGGCGCCAUACCAAGAGAUUGUCAACGAACGCGUGGCACAAUGGCAAAAGAAGUUUGGCAACGUGGGUGGCGGCAAGGAAGUUGUUGCAUUGACUGGCGAAACGAGCGCGGAUCUCAAAUUGCUGGAACGUGGUGAUGUGAUCUGCUGCACACCAACACAGUGGGAUGUGAUUUCCCGACGAUGGAAGCAACGCAAGAACGUACAGAACGUCAGCCUGUUCGUUGCUGACGAGAUGCAUGUUAUUGGCGAUGAAGAAGUGGGUCCAACAUACGAAGCGAUUGUUUCGCGUAUGCGAUAUAUCGCCUCGCAGACACAGCGACCGAUCCGCGUUGUGGCUCUCAGCACCUCGGUAGCCAACGCUCGCGACUUGGGCGAGUGGUUAGGAGCAACAUCACACUCUGUAUUCAACUUCCAUCCGUCCGUACGACCGGUGCCGCUCGAGAUUCACAUCCAGAGCUACAAUAUCCCACACUUUGCAUCGCUGAUGAUGGCUAUGGCUAAGCCAACUUACUUGGCAAUCACCACGCAUUCGGCUGAAAAGCCUGCCAUCGUGUUUGUGCCGUCGCGCAAGCAGUGUCGGUUGACAGCGUUCGAUAUCAUUACAUACUGUGUCGGUGAUGACCAAGCAACACGCUUUUUGAAGUGCAAGGAAGAGGAAAUUGAGCCAUUGUUGGAGCGUGUUCAAGACAAGAACUUGGUGGAAGCUCUUCGACACGGAAUUGGCUACUAUCACGAAGCAUUGACCAAGCAAGACAAGCGAGUUGUGGAGCAGUUGUACGAGUCGGGCGCUAUUCAGGUGAUUGUUGCAUCGCGCGAUACCUGCUGGGGCAUUCCAAUGAACUCGCAUAUGGUGGUGGUGAUGGGCACACAACACUUUGAAGGCAAGGAGCAUCGAUAUGUCGACUACUCCAUGAAGGAUGUAUUGCAAAUGAUGGGACGGGCAUGUCGACCGCGCGAUGACGACACUGGCAAGUGUGUCUUGAUGUGCCAAGCCAACAAGAAGGAAUACUACAAGAAGUUUUUGUUCGAGGCUGUUCCGAUUGAAUCGCAUUUGGAUCAAGCACUGCAUGAUCAAUUUAAUGCCGAAAUUGUGACCAAGACCAUUGAAAACAAGCAAGAAGCAGUCGAUAUUCUUACAUGGACGCUGAUGUACCGUCGCAUGGCACACAACCCCAACUACUAUGGUUUGUCUGGCACAACUCACCGUCACCUGUCAGAUCAUUUGUCAGAACUUGUCGAAAAUACACUCAACGACUUGCAAGAGACCAAGUGUAUCACGAUCGAAGAUGAGAUGGACGUCAGCCCGCUCAACCUCGGUAUGAUCGCUGCUUACUACAACAUCAACUAUACCACCGUCGACAUGUUUAGCGUCAGCUUGAAGAACACAACCAAGAUCAAGGGCUUGUUGGAAAUCGUUGCCUCGGCUACCGAGUUUGACAACAUUCCGAUCCGACACCAUGAAGACGGCAUUUUACAACGCAUCUAUGGACGACUUCCAUCCAAACUGGCACAACCCAAAUUCAACACACCAAGAAUCAAGACAAAUAUCCUGCUUCAGGCACACUUUUCUCGCCUGCAGCUGCCCCCAGAUCUCCAAUCUGACCAGUCGCUCAUUUUGAGCCGGUUGAUUCCGCUUAUCCAAGCGUGCGUUGAUGUCAUCUCUUCAAAUGGUUGGUUAUCCCCAGCCCUGGCGUCUAUGGAACUGGCGCAAAUGUGUGUACAGGCCAUGUGGGAUCGUGAUUCGCCACUGAAGCAGGUGCCCUACUUUACAAGCGAUGUGAUCAAGCGAUGUGAGGAGAACGAGGUCGAGUCCGUGUUCGAUAUCAUGGAAAUGGAGGACGAUGUACGAAACGACGUGUUGCGCAUGGAUGGCCGCAAGCUGCGCGAAGUAGCCAACUUUGUCAACCGAUAUCCUAAUGUUGAAGUCGGUUUCGAUAUCGCUGAUCCAGACUCGGUUGCCGCUGGCGGUGUCGUAAACGUCAAGUUCCAAUUGGAACGCGAGCAUGACGACGAGGACGAACAAGAACUUGGCCCUGUAAUUGCACCCUACUUCCCACAAAAGAAGGAUGAAGGCUGGUGGAUCGUCAUUGGCGACACCGCAACAAAGACCUUGCUGGCCAUCAAGCGUGUUACCCUUGCACACAAGUUGACGGUCAAGCUGGACUUCAUUGCACCCAAGGCUGGCAAGCAUACGCUCAAGGUUUACUUGAUGUCGGAUAGUUACAACGGAUGCGAUCAAGAAUUAGAUAUGGAUCUAAAUGUUGCUGAGGGUGAAAGCAGCGAUGAGGACAGCGAUGAAGAUAUGGACGAAAAUGAAGAGUAG
Zychaea mexicana is the source of this 6570-nucleotide messenger RNA. RefSeq names its product Sec63 Brl domain-containing protein. Lineage: Eukaryota; Fungi; Mucoromycota; Mucoromycetes; Mucorales; Lichtheimiaceae. The transcript is spliced from 2 exons. Gene Ontology annotation, cellular component: nucleus. Gene Ontology annotation, molecular function: ATP hydrolysis activity; nucleic acid binding; ATP binding. The record is from RefSeq and is a predicted model, not a curated record. Bases 1 to 6570 code for a protein of 2189 amino acids.